GCGGCUCGGCCCGCCCGUGGACUACAACUCCCAGCGAGCUCCGGCAGAAGGAAAAGCCUUUGCCUCGGACAGCCGCCGCCGCCGCCCAGGCUCGAGCGCGGAGCCUUCCCAGCUGCUGCGCUGGAGCCGGCCCGCGGCGCCGAGCAACAGGAGCCUCUGCAUCUCGCCUAGGCCGGCGGCGCCCCAUGCAGCUGCAGCUCCCGCCGCGGCCUGGAGGUGCCUCCCGAGGCCGCCGCCGGGCCGCUGGGAAGUAGCCUGGUCCGCCUAGCCGCUGCCCGCUCCUCGCCUUCCUCCUCCUCCCCGCGCGGCCUUCGAGCAGGAGCCGGCGGAGCUGAGCAUGGCUCGGGCGCUGCUGGGGCUGCUGCUGUGCUUGGGCUCCGGGGUGGCGCGAGGCCCCGUCCAGGCGCCCGUCGGGCUCCGGCUGCCCUUGCGGAGCGCGCCCACCCAGUCGCGGGAGCCGCGCUCGGCCGACGAGCAGGACGAGCCUCGCCCCGGUAGCGGCGGCGGCGGCGGCGUCUUCGCCGACAUGCUGGACAACCUGCGAGGCAAGUCCGGGCAGGGCUACUACGUGGAGAUGACGGUGGGGAGCCCCCCGCAGAAGGUGAGCCGCCGUCGGGCCACGAGCUUGGCGCCCACUGACCCCCGUGUGCUGGCGGGCGGGCGGGCAGCGAGGGGUAUCCGGCCAGGCCAGCGCCCUUCCCCAUGCUGGGGUGGGGUGGGGUCCCUAAGGAGACGGCAUGGCUCUAGAUCAGGGUUUCCAAAACUUGGGUCUCCAGCUGUUUUUGGACUACAACUCCCAUCAUCCCUAGCUAGCCGGACCAGUGGUAGUCCAAAAACAGCUGGAGACCCAAGUUCGGGAAUCCGUGCUCUGGAUGCUUUCAGAAUGCUUCCUAUCCAAGGCCAGUGAUCCCCCCUCUGAAGAAAGUCCGUGGGUUGCAGGUGGAGAUGGGGCUGUGUGGGGGAGACAGUAAGUGUGUGUGAUGCUUGGGUGGGGCGGGGGCUCCCCAAGGCCAUCUGGUUAAUGCAGGGCAGAGAGAUCAACCUUGCAGCCUGUACUUUUUAGCUCACAGCUCUGACUCUUAGCUCCCAGCCUAGGAUUUUCAGCGGGGCUUCUGGUGGGGCACUUUGCAGAUGAUUUCCAGGAGCUGGACCUUCAGAAGAUCCAAAGUACCUGGGGGAGGGGAGACUGAAGGGGCCGCUGCAAGGAUGAAAGGGGAAAGUUGGGUGUUGUGUGCUGCCUGCAGAGAGAGAGACAGAUCACUUGCCUCCUUGUUCGCCCUUCAUGGCCGGGAGGGCAAGAUGGCAAGAGGGAUGUCUUCUCUGAGUCCUAUCUGAAUCCUUUGAAAACACUUUUUUAAAAGGAGGAGUUGGAUGAAAGGUAUUCAGACGUGGUCUGUCACUGAAAUCGGGUCUCACUAUGUCUAACCAGACCACACAACUAGUGACCAUCCCUGUGCUCUCGUGCGGCCAGCCCCAUUGUGUCCUUAACUGACAUCCAGCAGCCUUUCCAGUGCAAAGCAAAGCAGUCCUUGUCGGUGGAGCUGUUUUUGCUGGCUCCUCAGCAGCUUUAUUUGGGGUCCCCCCAGGGAACAGACUGGGGGAAGGGCUUUCGGAAGAGGUGCAGCCAUUGAUAAAAGUGAGCAGAGCGUGGAAAUAAUUUGUUUCCUCUGGGAUACAGGAGCAUUUCUUCUCCACUGGUGAAAAGAGGCUGUGCUAAUCUGGAGCUGCUUCUCUUUAGCAGCUUUGAAAAUGAGAAGCUGCCGUAGAGAGCGACUGGUUGGGUGGGUGAGGAAGAGACCUGGCUUAGAACGUGUGUGUGGAUCCGAGGGGAGAAGUGGCAUUUUUGUCAUGUACGAAGACACAAAAUUUCACAGGGAUCCCUCUGUGCUGCUGGAUUGCCUGCUUCUACGCAAGCAGCCGGAUGUACCUGGGCAUUUGUUGAGGCUUAAGCCGCAGCUUAGCCGUGGGAUUUAUUUUUAGCGCUGGGGCUUGGCCUGAAAUAUUGCGGGUGAUAGCCUCUGAGGAUGUGCAGAACGCAUUUCCAGCACCUUUGCUUCUUUCCAAACUGACCCAUGGUGUGCUCCACAUCUUGGGUGAGGGGGCUCUCUGUGCCCUUCCACUGCCGAGCUGACUUUUCACCGCUGGGGAAAAGGCCAUGAAACCCCUCAUCCCUUUACUUCGCCUUGCCAAGCAGGUUUGCUCAGAGCUGCCUGAUUCCAGGAAGGCUCCCGCAGCUCCCCAAGCCUCCUCUGACGGCUGCCUCUUCAGCUCUCUGGCCGUGGGCCAAGUAAGCAAGAGAUGCCAGCAACAUAUGGUGCUUUCAGUGGAAUUAAAGGUUCCUUAUAUAAAGCUUGCAUGUGUGUGAAAGCAAGUGGGAAAAGUACAAGCCUAUAUGUGUGCGUGAGUAAGUGGUACCAGGUGUGCAUAUUAUGAGCACAUUUGUUUUCUUAGGCCCACAGUGGCAAAAUUCAGGCUAGCGAAUUAAACCUCUCUGCAAAGCUGAGCCUCCAAAGCCAGAGCAAACACUGGCAUUGCUUCCCCAAAGUGCUUGUAUUCGGACUUUGAAGAGGCUCUAGAGUGACAAUACGGUGCCACAAGCUACAGGGGACAAACUCUAACAGACAUUACAAACUCAAACUCAUAAAGAUAUGUAUAACACAACAAUUCGUUACAGAAUUAGAGAUAAGUGUUUAUGAGUAGAGAUAAGUUCAUGUUAGUGCACAGUCAGAUUUGACGUGGAGGUCUUAGUUUCAAUCACUGAGCAGAAGUCAGAAGUCAAUUAUGGAUCAGAAACCAGUACAGGGCCCUGUUUCGAUGUAUUCACCUUCAUCAGCUAAUUUUUAAAGGGUCGGGUAAGUUUGAAGACUUUCGGAUAAAUAUAUCCUGUUAUUUUCUACGUUUCUCAGAGAUAACAACUACAUGUGGAUAGAUCAACGUGUAUCUUGAGCUUUUCUGUGCAUUUACAUGUUGAUCUACCCACACAUAAUUAUUGUGUUAUACAUAUCUUUAUGAGUUUGAGUUUGUAAUCUCUGUUAGAGUUUGUAAUCUCUAUUUGAGUUUGUAAUCCUUGUCAGAAUACAUACUUUUGAAUGGAUUAGUUUUUGUUACAACUGACUAUUGAUUUGCAAGUAGGGACUACUCCCACUAUUGAAACUAACAUUGGCCUGAGUUCUUGGUGUGCUUUUUUCUUGGUAUAUUUAAUAACAAGAACUCCAACUUAUUUAACAAGCUACAGGGUGUCAUAUCUGUGUGGAUGAGGGGAAAUGUGAGUUUGCAAGGGGUUUGGUGGGCAGCCUUUGUCUGACUGCAAGUGAGUGUAGCUUGUGAAAGCUGAAAAGUGCCAGGAUUUGCGGGGUGUGGGUGUGGCUUGAGCAGAGCAUCCUCAGUGGUGACCCCAGGUGUGGGUGGGUGUGCAAACUGUUGGCCUUUUUGGGUGCCAGCUGCAAAGUGAGAUUGGCAGGGCUGGUGGGGCAUUGGGUUGGGGAGCUGACCUUGCUGUCAUCUGGAACAACAAAGGCUGUUGUCGUCUCCCUCUGGGACCCAUUGCCAGGCCGUAGAGCCCUGUCAAGGUGGUGCUUGAGUGUUUGAGCCACUGGGUGGAAAAACAAACUCUGUUUGGGGUGUGUGUGGGGAAGAGUCACAUUGACUCCCUUGGAUUUGCUUUCUCUAGUCUAAAAGGGUGUGGUGCCACCCAGGGUCAUUGCAGGCUCAUUUUGUUGUAACCUCCAUUCUAUUCAAUUGGACUUAUCCUGUGCAGGGUGUAUUGGUCUUGCACCCUUAAAUGCCUUAUGCUGAACUCUUCACAUUCAGGCAAAGAGAUGGUAGCAGCAGAAGCAGAGAGCAGACUCUGUUUCCCCCGAAGAUUGCUUUGAGUGCACAAGCCAGUUCAUUGACAUCUGUUAAUUUAGUUAAACUUACGGGGUUGGAGCCAAUGAUGAGUAGACCCAACUAAACCCAACUGGCCGUAAAUUAGCCAUGGCCAUUAACUUUGAUGGGCCUACUCUGUGUAGGGCUGGCAUUGGUGACAACCCUACGGAAGCUUGACUUUGUCUGUUGCCUGGAUGGUGAGUAUUCAAAGGAGGCAGGUGACAGCCUUCAGAAAAUUAUCGGAGGGAGCAAGAGAUUGUGCUUUGUGUACACAUGUGCACUGUGGUUUGCUGAUUAGUGCAAAAGCAGUAAGUCCUUUCCUGGCACACUCUCAGUGGGGGAUUAGGAGAAGAUGGAGCUCUUGUGAGGUCAGGAUUAAGGCUGCCCAGCAGCAAGACCUGGCAAGGCUCUCUAUUGCCCCCUCUCUGUUUAGGCCCCACCCGGCUGCUCACUGAGAGAUUUUGCAGCAGGACCCAAGAGGAGGUUGGUAUGGCCGCUCUGAUACACUUCCGCCAUUGGUGUGUGUGUUUAUUGCCCAGGUUUGCAGCUGAACAGAGGGAGUUCAAUUACUGCCAGCAAACCCAGUGGCGGCUUGCGGCUAUGUCCUCUGGGACGCACGGAAGAGGCUGUUCUGGUGCAGUGCAUAACUGCUUCUGCUGUCCUGGGCAAAAACAACGGGUAGGCUUCUGUUCUCCACACUCUCAGCUACUAACAAGAAGUGCCUGGGUUUUCACAUGCAACCGCAUGUAGAGAAAGUGAGAUGGCAGGUCCCCAAAGGCAGGGAAAGGAUGAAGGAGACCUCUUGGCACAGAAUUGGGCUUUUAUUGAGCCCAACUUUUCCCCAAAUUGAAUCCUUCUUCCAGGGCUCUCUUAGGCACAACCAUUUUCAGUCUCAAGUUUACAGAGUAAUUUUGCAAUGCAUUCUGAAAAUCGGGGACUGAAAUUUGCUGCCCCUAAGAACACCAUUGAAAUAUUCUUGGCUCCCACCUUUCCUUAUAAAAUAAGUUAACAUGAUAAGAACAAAAUAGGAGCACAAAACUCUUUUUGGGGGGGGUGUGGAUCUUCCUGAACCGCUUUGCUAAUGAUCCAAUCAUUUUGUUGUUUUCCUUUUCAGUUUAGUUCUCUCUGUUGAUGUGCAACCCAUGUGGACUUAGGCCGGUGCACACCUGGCUGCAGUGACUUUACCACUUGCAGAUAGGCCAGUUACAGCAAAUCACUGCAUUAGUGGUAACAUAAGGACAUAAGAUGUUGCUGGAUUAGGCCAAUGGCCCUUCAAGUGCAACGUCCUGUUCUCAUAAUGGCCAGCCAGAAGCUAUGGGAAGGCUGCAAGCAGAACAAGAGCCCUCUCUCUCUGGUGGUUUUCUGCAACUGCUAUCAGAAGCAUUACUGCCUCUGACCAUAACCCAAUAGCUCUGUCUGAACCAAUGGUCUGCUUAGGAGGUUCUUGUUUGUUUUUGGUUUGGUUUUUUUUUUUUGUCUUGGCCUCUAAGGUCCAACAGUGGGGAACUACAAAUCCCAUCAUCCACGACCAUGCUUGCUGCGCUGAUGGGAAUUGUAGUUCAGCAACAUCUGGUGGGCCAGAGGUUCUCCACUCCUGCUGACGUGCUGCUGCUGCUGCACACUUGGUGCUAAAGGUCAUUGCUUGUCAUUUGGGGUUGUCUUGAGUUCUAGAUCAGCCCUGCGAGUUGCUGACCUAUCAAAGCAUCUUCUUACUCCGCCAGGUAGUCACCGACAUUUAAGAGUCUUGCCUAUAAGAAACCAGUAGGAGUGGUCAGGAGGCAGAGGUGAAUAUAUAAGGGGAAUCCCUCUGUCAAGUGCUGGUAAUAAAAUGCAGGAGGUGCCAAGCCAAGUGCUCUGUGCUGUAUAAAUGUUUAAGGAUGCUUUGAGCAUUCUGCAUCUUUGUGAAGCUGAGCCACAGGAUGCUCAUAGCCUAGAGAAGACUGAUGCUGUGUACUAAUGGCUGCUGAUGGACCUUUUAAGUGAGCCAUAUGGAACGGAAGGAUGAUGAAUUUUGGUGAAAAGCUGUAUAAAUAUAGAAGAAUCCUAUGUGAACGAUCCAGGAGAGGGAGCCAACAAGUAUCUGGCAUCCUGCUUGUGAUCUCAUUGUGAUUAGGCACACAUGACUUUCUUCCCAGAAAUCUGGAGAUAGCAGAAGCUACAAAUGCCUUUGCCUGGUCUGACAUUUGCAGGAAGUGACUUGAGGUCUUGCAGCCUGCCUCUGUGCUGACCUCUUGCCUCCAUGGCGAGGUUUCUUCCUUGCUCCAUUUGGGGCUGCUUAAGACAAGCAAGGCUAGGGGGGGACUGUUGCUUUUUCGAUGGCCUUUAACUGGAGAGAAAUUCCUCCCCAAGCUGCUGGGCUCAAGCCUGCGUGGACACUAUGCUCUCCCAUCUAUGGCCUGUCUUGCUGCAUGGCUAUCCAGGCAGGAGAGUUGGGGCUUUUCUUUCCAAAGAUGUGCUUACUAAGUUUUCAAAAACAGCAACAAACAAACAAACAAGACAGACAAUUAAUAAUAAUAAUAAUAAUAAUAAUUUUUUAUUUAUACCCCACCCUUCCCGGUUCAGAAAACCAGGCUCAGGGCGGCUAACAACAAAUUUAAAACACUUAAUUGAUGCAACAAAAAACAGCAUAAAAUACAGUAUAAAAUGUGCAUAACAAUAAAUUCAGAAUUCAAAAUCAAUUUAGGGGGGAAAUCCAUCCAAUAAACAUUAGAUGAUCACCAGGGCUAGCUGGCUAAAUUAGUCCUAUUUGGGCCAGCGAGGAGGCCAGGGGAGAAUUAGCUGUGGGAUCCCAGAGCGGGAAAUCUUCAUAAAAAGGGGAGAGGGAGGGAAGGAAGGGGAAUAAAAGAUCAGGCUAAGUUUAAAUUGAAAGCCAGGCGGAAUAUCUCUGUCUUACAGGCCCUGCGGAAGGACGUUAAAUCCUGCAGGGCCCUGGUCUCAUGGAACAGAGCAUUCCACCAGGUCGGAGCCAUCACUGAGAAGGCCCUGGCCCUUGUGGAGGUUUAGAGGCUCAGGACCUCUAAACUACGAUUAUUCAUGGACCUUAAGGUCCCCUGCAGGGCAUACCAUUAAGAAACAAAAACAUUAUUGCAGUCGGGAUAAAAUUUUGCAGGCAUCCUAAUGAAAUAGAUUCUGCAAAGCAAUGUUUUGGAGGAGUCACAUAUCAAUACCAUAGCCUUUCCACAUGGAGGCAUGUGCCGUUGGGGGUCUAUUCAGCACACUAUUCUUAUUUAUAAAGCAUAUGAACAGUGAGCAUACAACAGUGAAGUAGUCUUGUUUCAUAACCCCUCUUUGAAUUCUCCUAUGAGUGGCCCAGACCCUCUCAAAGCACCCAUCCCUGGAGAGUAUUUGUGCCUUAGUGCAUGGGGGUGUCCCCUCCUUUCUUGGAGCGUAAAAAGCAGAUGUGGGAAACAUCUGUGCUCUCCCCCAGCUGUUGCUGCGCUGCACCUCCCAUCAGCCCUAGUGUUGUGCAAGUCUAACAGCAUCUAGGCAGCUUCUUCACUCCUAGUGUAAAGGACAGUGUUCCUGUGCUGUUUCAGACAGCAGCGCUUCAAAUUGUUCCGCGUUUGACCCCACAAGGUUAGCAAGCUAUCUGUCUUUCUGCUGCACCCCUUGUGCAAAGGGUUAGGCCGCGUAGCGAUUGGGGGAGGCAGGCUCCUUCCAGCCUCAGCGCCACCACCUUGGGGUCUGGCAGCCCUGACCUUCCCCAGCUGACAUGGAAACUGAUACACCUGCAGCUUGCUGCUGAUGCUGACGCUUCUUCCAAGACUGGCUAAACCACACAGAGGAGCUGCUGCUGCUGCUGCUGUCGCUGCAGACCAAGGGCAGGGGGUGAACCAGUGACGUUGUGCUCUGAGCCGGCUUCUCCCUUUGGCUUCAAGAUAUGUGCACAGAGACGUUUUCCUUGGGGGAACUUGCCUUCCACUCCUGGAACUUGGAACAGGCCGCUGCCCAAAACGACAGAACAUUUGCAUCUUGAUGCCAAGCUUGGCCUCUCUGUGCCCAAUUUAGAUCCUUUCUCCCUGAGGUAGAGACCUCUGUGCUUCAGAAGGCUGCAUAUGCCCAAUGCUAACAGAAGCCAGCCUCGUUUAAAAGACGUGGUGCUGCAUUAUGCACCCUGGAGCUAUUAUAUUCUGGGCUGUGGGUGGGUCAGGCACAAGCUCAUUGUCCUGGACAGGAUGUUGCCGUGCACAUUUGGGCUGCUCUGCAUGAAACGCACUGACCUUUCUCCCUUUCUCUUCCCCCAGCUGAAUAUCUUGGUGGACACAGGGAGCAGUAACUUUGCUGUGGGUGCAGCACCUCACCCUUUCCUCAGGCGGUACUACCGGCGCCAGCUGUGAGUAUGCAGGGAAGCUGAUGUGGGGCUGGGCAGGAGAGGGCAGCUCUGAGCUUGCGAGGAAACUGCUCCUCUCCCCUCUUCUGUCCCGCCAGCCUCUUUCGCCAGGGAGGUGUUUAGCCCCUAAUUUGCUUGAGGGGCUUUCGCCUUUGCAAGCGCCAGCCAUAAUCCCUAUGCCCCUUUACCCCAUCUGUCUCUGGUCUUCUGAAAACACUUUUUCUUUUCAAAUUUUUUUUAUUGGUUUUCACAACAUUAUAAACAAACAAACACAUAAGACAAACAAACAUGAAGCAUAGCCUUAUUGAAAAUUACACUUGUUAACAUUGUUAAGUGACUUCCUUGCUUCCCCUUGGUUGAAUUUCAUUGCAUGUCCUUUUAACGGUUUUCCAAAUCACAGUUCUUAUAAAAUUUAACUUAAACAUUAACAUCCUUAAAUCUUCACAUUAUGAAAUUAAACAUAUUAAUUCGACACUUAACAUAAAUAAAAUCCUGAGCCAAUUAAGUAUCUGCAAGCUGUUUUCAUUUAAUUUAACUUAAUAUAUUUAACUAAGUAAUCAUUAAAUUUAAUCCACUCUUCCUGAUACUCCUCCUCCUUCUGGUCGCGGACGCUUCCAGUUAGGCCAGCUAGCUCCGAAAAAUCCAUCAUCUUCAUCUGCCAUUCUUCGAUCGUUGGUAAGGUCUUCUGAAAACACUUGACCAUCUGGCCACGGGCUGGCAGUGCCAGGGUGACACCAGCACACAGAUCAGGGCUAAAUGGCUUCUUUCUGUGCCGUGGGGGAAGAAAUGCUGAGCUACUGUCUAGCCCUCGAGCUGCUGUUGGAGGGCACAAUGGACAAUGGCAGGCUGAUUCCCUUCCGCCUCGGUCUGCUCACUGCCUCCUCGCCUUGUGUGGCCGAGUGGGGAGAGCCAGCCAGCCUCCGUUCAGAGCCAAGGCGCUGAUGGGGGAGUCAGCCCAAAGCCGGCCGGGAAUGGACUGGGUGCUAUGGACAUGCCUCAGGGCGAUCUGCUCCUCUUGCUACUGAGACGUGAGCAGAGAAGAUGGGCAGGUGCACACCAUUGAUGUGAUGUCCCCCCCCCCACACCAAGGCACCACAUCUGCCAAGAGCACUCUCAGAAUUACAGUGGUACCUCAGGUUAAGGACUUAAUCCGUUCUGGAGGUCCGUUCUUUUCUUUUCUUUUUAAAAUAGUUUUUAUUAAGAAUUUCAACAUAACAAAUUAUCAAAAACAUAUCAUCUUCAUUUCCCCCCCCAUUUCCCCCCCUCCCCAAGAAAAACCCUUCCUCCCCUCCCCCCACAAGACUUCCCUCAGCUCCUCUCUCUGGUUUUUCAACACAUAUUAUUCUCUGCAUGUUACAAAAUUGUAAAAAUCCUAUCUAUCUAUUAUGUUAACAAUAAUAAAUUUGUGUAUGUUUAUUCAAAACCUGCCAAGGAGUCCAAUUCAUUUUGUUGUUUUUUAACAUAAUUUGUAAAAAGUUCCCAUGGCUCUCCAAAUCAACACAGACUGUGGAAACUUCACACUGGACUUCAAGCAUCUGGCAUUGUGUGCCUCCCCAUUCUUCCUCCAGACUCUGGGUCCUUGGUUUCCAAAUGAGAUGCAAAAGCUGCUCUCAUCAGAAAAGAGAUUUGGGGAGCCAUGUCAUCAGCUGGUGUUGGUCCACUGUGCUUCAAUACAGUCCAGGGUCAACACAGCCAUCUCCCAGGAGAUUUUGGAGCACUUCAUGCUUCCUUCCGCAGAUGAGCUUUAUGGGGAUGCUGAUUUCAUUUUCCAGCAGGACCUUGUCACCUGCCCACACUGCCAAAAGUACCAAAACCUGGUUCAAUGCCCACGGGAUUACUGUGCUUGAUUGGCCAGCAAACUUGCCUGACCUGAACCCCAUAGAGAAUCUAUGGGGCAUUGCCAAGAGACAGAUGAGAGACAUGAGACUGAGCAAUGGAGAAGAGCUGGAAGCUGCUAUUGAAGCAUCCUGGUCUUCCAUAACACCUCAGCAGUGCCACGGGCUGAUAGCAUCCAUUGCACACCGCAUUGAGGCAGUAAUUGAUGCAAAAGGGGCCCAACCCAAGUACUGAGUACAUAUGCAUGCUUCUACUUCUCAGGGGUCCAAUAUUGCUCUAUUUGCAGUCCUUGUUUUGCUGAUUUUUUUUUAAUAUUCAAAUUUUCUGAGAUUGUUAAUUUGGGGUUUUCAUCAGCUGUACGCCAUAAUCAUCACAAUUAUAACAAAUAAAAGCUUGACAUAUCUUGCUUUGCAUGUCCCGAGUCUAUCUCAUAUAUUAGUUUCACCUUUUAAGUUGAAUUACUGAAAUAAAUGAACUUUUCCACGAUAUUCUAGUUUUCCGAGUUUCACCUGUAGUCCAGCAGUUUGGCUUGCCAUUCUUCCCUAGUUGGGACUGUUGGUUCUUUGCAUCUUUGGGUUAGUAGCAUCCUUGCAGCUGUUGUCGCAUAUAUAAACAGUCUUUCUUGGUCUUUCCUUGAGUUUUUGAGGCUGCCUCAUGCAGGUAGUUCCCUCAACAUGCCACCUACCUGUGUUCUCACUGCCUCAUAACCUCCCCCUGUGUGUCUCUUGCAGCUCUGGUACGUACCGGGACUUGCGGAAAGGAGUCUACGUGCCGUACACGCAGGGCAAGUGGGAAGGGGAGCUUGGCACUGACCUGGUGACCAUCCCCCACGGCCCAAACGUCACCGUCCGCGCCAACAUUGCUGCCAUCACCGAGUCGGACAAGUUUUUCAUCAACGGGUCCAACUGGGAAGGGAUCCUGGGCCUGGCAUAUGCAGAGAUUGCCCGGGUGAGCCUGGCAUCAGUGUGGGCACCUCUUUUUUUUUUUUGGAAGUGUGGGCACCUCUGAAGAAAUGUACCCCAGCGCAAAUCACAACUACAGAGUAAAAACAACAACAACAUCUCACAAUGGAAAUGUGUUGGGCAGUUAAAAUUUAUUAAAAUUCCCUACAGUUUUCCAGUUUAGAAGCUUACCUGUUUUUGUUUGUUUGUUUGUUUGUUUGUUUGUUUGUUUGUUUUACCCUUGGAAGCUAUAAUGCAGCCACAGAAGCAGCAUAGGAUAACCCUCCUUUAACCCCAUUGCCCUGGUUCCUGGAACGCCCAAAGGGGCUUAGGGAGCCAGUCCUGCUGUCCUUAAAACUGAGCUCCCCUUAAAGGGCAUUGCCAUCUUGAAUGCCACCUGCAGAACAGUCUCCUUGCAUUUGUCCUCUGGCAGGUCUCUGUGAGACCUUAAGCACUUUACAUAAUAUAAUAUAAUAAUUAUUAUUUAUACCCCGUCCAUCUGGCUGGGCUUCCCCAGCCAGUCUGGGCGGCUUUCAACAAAAUAUUAAAAUACAGUAAUGGAUCAAACGUUAAGAGCUUCCCUAAACAGGGCAGCCUUCAGAUGUCUUCUAAAAGUCUGGUGGUUGUUUUCCUCUUUGACAUCUGGUGGGAGGGUGUUCCACAGGGCUGGCGCCACUACCAAGAAGGCCCUCUGCCUGGUUCCCUGUAACUUGGAUUCUCGCAGUGAGGGAAUCACCAGAAGGCCCUUGGCACUGGACCUCAGUGUCUGGGUAGAACAAUGGAGGUGGAGACACUCCUUCGGGUAUACAGGAUCAAGGCUGUUUAGGGGUUUAAAGGUCAGCACCAACACUUUGAAUUGUGCCCAGAAACGUACUGGGAGCCAAUGUAGGUCUUUCAAGACCGGUAUUAUGUGGUCUCAACGGCCGCUCCCAGUCACCAGUCUACCUGCCGCAUUUUGGAUUAGUUGUAGUUUCCGGGUCACCUUCAAAGGUAGCCCCACGUAGAGCGCAUUCUAGUAGUCCAAGUGAGAGAUUUUGCUAAACCUGACCAGCUAACCACCCUGGAUCUCCGGUCCCUGGAGCACAGGCCUUUGCACCUUUCCCAGGGAGCAACACAGAAGCUGCCCAGAAAUACGCAGUCUCGUCCCGAGUUUGGCGAGCUUGUUGCUCUUCUGGAGUCAUCCGACUCCUUUCAUCAGCCCUGACCAUUGGUCAUGCUAGCUGGGGCCAGUGGUAGUUUGGGUUGGUAGGCCCUAGAUGUUCCUCAUUCCCACGGAGCAUAGCUCAGUUGGUAGAGCAGGAGACUCUCAAUCUCAGGGCUGUGGAUUCGAACUCCACGUUGGGCAAAAACUCCACAUUGUUGCAGUCCAUCCCCCUCUCCUUGAUAUUCUAGCAUCCAAGCCUCCAAAGCCCAGCAGGGCCUACCUGUGAGCCUGAAGCCCAGGGCUAGCUCACAGCCUACUUGCUUCCUCCCUGCUCACUGAUGCUGAGUCCCUCCUCCCUCGUCUCCUUUUCUGCAGCCUGAUGACACCUUGGAGCCUUUCUUUGACUCGCUGGUGAAGCAAACCCAGGUCCCCAACCUCUUCUCCCUGCAGCUGUGUGGCGCCGGCUUCCCACCCAACGUCUCGGAUGCCCUGGCUUCUGUGGGGGGCAGCAUGGUGAGUGAGGGGCGCUGGGGUAAGAAGGGUCUCUUUUUCCUCCUUUUAGUUGGAUCCCCAGACCUGUUCCCAGUCUUGAAACAGCUACAUAAUAAAGAGGUUGAGAGCACCUCUGGGCAUCUACAGAGUGCCUUCCCCUCACCAUUAAGCAAUCACAGCCCAGCUAUGUUGAGGUUCAGGCAGGAGGGCUCUCCUGUUUGGGGGGUGAGUAUGUGGAAGGCAAGGGACGUGGGUGGCGCUGUGGGUUAAACCACAGAGCCUAGGACUUGCUGAUCAGAAGGUCGGUGGUUCGAAUCCCCGUGACGGGGUGAGCUCCCAUUGCUCGGUCCCUGCUCCUGCCAACCUAGCAGUUUGAAACACAAACUGGAAGUAGAUAAAUAGGUACCGCUCUGACGGGAAGGUAAACGGCGUUUCCAUGCGCUGCUCUGGUUCACCAGAAGCGGCUUAGUCAUGCUGGCCACAUGACCCAGAAGCUGUACGCCGGCUCCCUCGGCCAAUAAAGCGAGAUGAGCGCCACAACCCCAGAGUCGGCCACGACUGGACCUAAUGGUCAGGGGUCCCUUUACCUUUAUGUGGAAGGCCAGCGUUCUAAUUUUAUUUUAUUUAUACCCUGCCCUCCCCUGCCAAGACCGGGCUCAUGGCGGCUAACAUCAGGUAUAAAAACAAUUUAUUAAAAUACAACUUAAAAACAAGAUUAAAAUACUACUUAAAAUGCUGUCUCAUUUCAGUGGAAGCCCAGAUCAAAAACUGUUUGGGGGUGAAAAUGUCAAAUCUUCACCAAGGCCAACUAUCCAGACUGGUCCUACGUGGGCCAGAAAAGCCAGGGAAGUCCCCAAAUAGGGGUUCCAUCACAGAAGGAAAAGGAAAGAGUGGGAGGGGAUCAGGCUGGUUCCAAGCCAAAGGCCAGGUGGAACAACUCUGUCUUACAGGCCCUGCGGAAAGAAAUCAGAUCCCGCAGGGCCCUGGUCUCAUGAGACAGAGCGUUCCACCAGGCCGGAGCCAGUGUUGAAAAGGCCCUGGCCCUGGUUGAGGCUAAUCUGACUUCCUUAGGGCCCGGGACCUCUAGAGUGUUGCUAUUUAUGGACCUUAAGGUCCUCCAUGGGGCAUACCAGGAGAGGCGGUCCCGUAGGUACGAGGGUCCUGAGGAGAAGAAUGUGUCAAAGCACACACAGAGUGUCCUCUCCUCUCCAUUGCCUGCUUUGUCCCAUUUGCACUUGGCCUGGACUGGAGAUUCUAGGCAGCUCUGAGCCUCCAGCAGCCCAGGCAGAAAUUUUGCUGGUGCUUUGAGGAGCGGUGGGGAGGGGAGGGGAGGGGAACGGGGCACCCACCACCCUCCUCUCGGCCCCUUCCUCUUAAUGCCAUUUCCUGCCACACCCCUGUCCCUGCAGAUCAUUGGAGGCAUUGACCCGUCCCUCUACGUGGGCAGCAUCUGGUACACCCCGAUUCGGAAGGAGUGGUACUACGAGGUCAUCAUUGUCAGGAUAGAGAUCAACGGGCAGGACCUGCAGAUGGACUGCAAGGAGGUGAGAGGGGGCCAGGGAUGCUCAGGUGCAGGGUGGAUAAAAAUCAAAGUUUUUUUUUAAAAAAAACAGAUUUUUUUAAAAUUUGAAUUGCAUUAUUAAAAUAAAAUGACUUUGCAGGAAAAAUCUUUCUAAAGAUAGUUUUCCUUUUUUUCGUUUAAAUUUUAUUAACAUAUAAAACACAUACAUAUACAUUUACACAAUACACAUACACAACACACUACCUUAUUUUCAUAAUAUAAAACAUAUCUAUACUACUCUAUAUAAUACAGUGGUACCUCAGGCUACAUACGCUUCAGGUUACAGACUCUGCUAACCCAGAAACAGUGCUUCAGGUUAAGAACUUUGCUUCAGGAUGAGAACAGAAAUUAUGCUCCGGCGGCAGCAGGAGGCCCCAUUAGCUAAAGUGGUGCUUCAGGUUAAGAACAGUUUCAGGUUAAGAACAGACCUCCAGAACGAAUUAAGUACUUAACCCGAGGUACCAUUGUACCUACAUAUACUGUACAUAUCAACAUACCUACACACCUACCCCACACGGACAUCCACCAAGUGACUAAGAUAGUUUUCUAUUUAAGUUACAUUAUAGUCCAUUCAUCAGGAAAUAAGGAUUUGUUUAAGUUUUUCAUGUGUGCUAAAAUUCAGUUUUAAGUUGCUGGUUUUUAAAAAAUUGUUUAACCACAUCAGUUAGCAAACAUUGAUAUAUGUGCUAUAAUGUUAUUGUUUUAGUUAAAUAAAUUGUUUUAAUUGUUAUUAAGGAAAUGAUUGUUUUUCUUCUUCCAAUAAAGUACAGCAGAAAAGUUGUCCAAAUAUAAACAGUUAACUUGUUAAACCUCACAAUAAUUUCAUAAUUAUCAGUCUAUGUAUUUCUAAUAGUAUAACCAAAUUUUUGAUGUAACAGUAAAAACUGCUCUGAAAAUUUAUUCUUCCAAAAAUGAAACUUUCAUCUGGUUGUAAAUAUUAAGAUUAUACCAGCAAGAAUGAGUCGUUUCUGUAAAAAAAAGAGAGAGAGAGAGAGAGAUUUAAAUCAAGUCUUACUGACUAAUGAUUUAAAUCAAUUUGAUAUAAAAUCAAAUCCACCCUACUGUGGUGUGUGCAGAGGAGCCACCUCUGAGCAGUGCCCACCAAUGAGAUGCCUUGGUUUGGAGGUGGAGGCGGGGCCUAGGAACACCUUUUGGUACUGAGGACUGGACCCUGCCCUUGCUCCUCUGCCCAGGCGCUUGCCACAGACCAACACCGCUCGCCUCCCGCUCCUCAGAUUUGGGAUCAGGUUGUGCUCAGCCUGGCCAUAGUAGGGGAACUCCAGUUCAGAAACCCCCCACCCAACCCAUGCAGGUUCCAGUAUGAGUCAGCUUCUGUCUCCCACUGCCAGGGCUGUUUUGGAGUUGGUGUGCAUGAGCUUGGGAAAGCGAGGAAAGAGGGGAAUUGGUGUUUUUGGAGCCUGAGCCCCUUUGCCUUUCCCCGCAGUACAACUAUGACAAGAGCAUCGUUGACAGCGGCACCACCAACCUACGCCUCCCCAAGAAAGUCUUUGAGGCAGCAGUGAAGUCCAUAAAGACAGCUUCCUCGGUGAGAUAUGCACUGGGGGUGGGAUCAGCAAAGGGAAAAGAGCACCUCCUAGUCUGCCUAUCUGCAGGACCUGUGGAGAGUGAGGUGUGCUCAGCUCUGUGUUCGAAUCCUGAACCAAGGGCUCUGGGACCAGAACAUUCAGAUCCUGCAAUGGGGCAUACCGUAUUUUUCGCUCUAUAAGACGCACUUUCCCCCUCCUAAAAAGGAAGGGGAAAUGUGUGUGCAUCUUAUGGAGCGAAUGCAGGCGGGAGGCUCUGCUCAGUGCUCCCUUUAAAGAGCAUGCAUGGAGCUCUUGGGGAAAAGCCCCCAAGAGCCACACACAUACUCUGUGCGCUCUUUAAAGGGAGUGCGGCUCUUGGGGGAGCCCGCUGGCUGUCCUGGCUUCUGGCUUAGCCGCUCAGCCUCUCCCGGGCAGGGGAUGAAGGCUCCCCUUGCCCAGGAGAGGCUGUCCUGGCUUUUGGGAUUCAGAAUUUUUUUCUUCUUCUUUUCCUCUUCCAAAAACUAGGUGUGUCUUAUGGUCUGGUGCAUCUUAUAGAGCGAAAAAUACGGUAUAUUGUGAAAAAUGAAUUGGCUAGCGUAACUGGGCCUCCUCUGGGGGUGUGUUGCAAUGCAUGGACAUGGUAAAACCUAUUCCGGGUACCGUUUCUCCACCCCACCUCUGAAAAGUGAGCCAGCAUCUCUAUGCUAGAUGUUCUAGCGCAAAGCAUCAUUAUUCCCUGGGGUGGAGGUGGAGAUCUGCUUCAUCUUUGUUGACCUGAGGAAUGGAAGAAAAGCAAAUAAUUAAAAAAAAGCAGCAGCCUCCCCACCCUGAUUCUCCUCCCCCAAAAUCUGGUGUGGCUUGCCCUGGUGCCAAGAAGACCCCCUUCCCUCCCUCUUCAACAGACAGAGAAGUUCCCCGAUGGCUUCUGGCUGGGGGAGCAGCUGGUUUGCUGGCAAGUGGGCACCACCCCCUGGCACAUCUUCCCGGUCAUCUCUCUCUACCUGAUGGGCGAGACCACCAACCAAUCUUUCCGGAUCAGCAUCCUGCCACAGGUAGGUGCCGCGACUGCAUGUGUGCUUUGGGCUAAGGCAUUGCAUCUGGCUUUCAAGAGAAGUUCUUGCAGCUUGGAGGGGCCAGGAGUUCUCUCCCCCCCCCCAUUUUUAAUAGAAUUGUUGUAAAGAUUUUUAACAUAUUAAGCCAUGAAAUCCAAACUCUCUUUAUAGAAAGAGAAUAAAAGUCAAUGCACCAAAAGAAAAGAAUAAUAUAGAAAAAGGAAAAUAUAAAAUACAGUAGUUAUGAGCCUCAUCAAACACAAUUGUAUAUAUCUAUGUAUAGCUAUCUAUCACUAUGUUAUCUCAAUCUUCCAUCCACGUAGUGGAACCUUGGUUCUCAAGCUUAAUCCGUUCUGGGAGACUGUUCAACUCCCAAAACCAAGGCGUGGCUUCUGAUUGGCUGCAGGAGCUUCCUGCUCCUAAGCAGAAGCCAUGUCAGAUGUUCAGCUUCCAAAAAACAUUCAAAAACCGGAACACUUACUUCUGAGUUUUCGGCGUUUGGGAGCCAAAACGUACGAGUACCAAGGUACGACUGCACUGAGAGUUGAAUUCCCCAAUCUCCCCACCUGGGAGGUCUUGAGGGGCCCGGAGUUUUCUAGGGAGUAAAGAGGAAGAUGGACUGUAGAGAAAGAUCUCAGAUUAACACCAGCCUUUUGGAUUUGGGCACUUGCUUGGCAGCAUCUGGGUUAGAGCUAAACCAAAAUGCUAACGGAUUCAGCUGUGGGCUGGAAUUUGGGUGUUGGGAGAGGAGGAUCUGUUAAAAUGUCCACUCACCUUGCUGGGAAUUGGGGGUCUUCUUCAACUAUCAAAAUUCAUCCUUUCCCAUUCUUCUUAAAGGCACUUUAAAACAAUAGCAGCAGCAUAGUCUAAAAACACUCGCUGGUGUGGGCUGAAACAGUUUAAAAACUAUUCCAGCCCUCCAUAAAGUGGCGCCAAAAUUACCUUUUUCUUUAAAGGGGAGCCUGCCAGAGCUACUAGGUGCUGCAAUUUUGUUUUGUUUUUAAUGCAAAGACUAAGUUGGCAUUUCCCAAACUUGGGACUCCAACUGUUGUUGGACUACAACUCCCAUCAUUCCUAGUUAGCAGGACCCAGUGGUUAGGGAUGAUGGGAUUUGUAGUCCAAAAACAACUGGAGGCCCAUGUUUGGGAAACCCUGGACUACAUCAACACGUUGCUGACAUCGCAGGGGGCAGUGGUUUUAAAUGUGGUGCUAAAAACGCUGGAUGCAAAGACAGCUGUGCAGAAGACCAAGGCAGUCUGGAAAACGCAGCUGAGCUUUCAGGAGGGUGAUUUGGCUGAAACUCGCAUCACAAAUUCAAAAUUUUGAAGCAAAAAUAGCAGAGCAAUUAUGCAACUUAGCUCAGGCUAGUGUUUCCUGAUGAGCAGGGAGGAAACAAACUGCGCCCAGCUUGAUAGCAAAUGGCAGCUGGCCUUAGUCCUAGCCCUUGUGAGAAAACAAGAGUGCCUUUGAGCAUGGGCAGAGUGCUUUCCUCAUCUCGGGCAACCCUGACGCCUCUGAGCCUACAUGACAGGAUAUUCUCAUUUGGGGAAGGAAGGUAGUAUUUCUGCGCCCUGGCUUACCAAAAGCCUCUCCCUCCCUCAGCAAUACCUGCGGCCUGUCGAGGACGUGGCCACGUCUCAGGAUGAAUGCUACAAGUUUGCCAUCUCCCAGUCGUCCACGGGCACCGUCAUGGGCGCUGUCAUCAUGGAGGGCUUCUACGUGGUCUUUGACCGGGCGCGCAAGCGCAUUGGCUUUGCAGUCAGUGCCUGCCAUGGUAAGUGUAAGGUGUCAGGAGGGGCUGACUGCUGAAGGGGCAGACAGACGGGCAGCCUCUUCCAGUGGGCAGAGCUGGGUGCCACUCACCUGCGCAGCUGCCUCAGGCACACCAUUGCCUAUGCAUCUCAUAGAACCAUGGAACUGUAGCGUUGGAAGGGACCCUGAGGGUCAUCUAGUCCAACCCCCUGCAAUGCAGGAAUCUCAACUAAAGCAGCCAUGACAUGCCUAAAGAUCACGCCCACUUGCCGCAGCCAAUCAUCAGCAGGCCUGGCCGCAGCAACCAAUCACACACCCAGUCGCUGCUGCAAAUCUCCUGCUGGCUGCUGCCGCAAAUCGCUAUCCCCUCGGCUAUCCGUGUAUAAGACGACCCACAGUUUUUGCCGAUUAUUUCUAAGGAAAUAAUAUCAUCUUAUACACAGAAAAUAAGGUACUUACUUGGGAUCGAACCUGGGGCCUUCUGCACGUGAAUUGUCUUGUCUUACCACUGCUGUCCUGUGUUCAUUAUCCUCUGUUUCCUCUGCUCCCCUGGCUUCAGUGCACGACGAGUUCCGCACGGCCGCUGUGGACGGCCCUUUCCUUCACUCCAACAUGGAGGACUGUGGCUACAACAUCCCCCAGACGGACGAGUCCACGCUGAUGACCAUCGCCUACGUCAUGGCGGCCAUCUGCGCCCUCUUCAUGCUCCCUCUCUGCCUCAUGGUGUCCCAGUGGCGCUGCCUGCGCUGCCUGCGCCGGGGCCAUGACGACUUUGCCGACGACAUCUCCUUGCUCAAGUGAGCGCUCUUGCCUCCCCACCCUCAGGCCCGUGCCGGCAGCCAGGGGGCACAGCUGCCGGGAGCCACAAACUCCUCCCACCCCCUUCCACCUCUGCCGUGUGCGGGUCUGCAGCUGCCUCAGGGCCACCUGCGAGCGGGGGACUGGCCGGCUGCACCGAAAGCGGCAGAAGACGCGCAACCUUUUCCUCCCUCCUGCCGUGGUUUGUGGGAUGGCAGCUUACAGAGGCCCUACUCUUCCUCUCGCUGCCCGCCUGGUGGGCGAGAGAGGCCUACUGUCACCGUGCAAGGAAGAGAAGCAGGAACCCUGGUGGGGCCUGGUUGCUCAGCUCAGGAGGGGCCCAGAGCUAUUUCCCACCUCAGGGCUUCAUGGCUGUUUCCCCCGUUUUGCUCGUGUUGUGACGAUGGGACUACUCGCGAGGUCUCACGACCAGGAAGGGAUUGCCGGAAAGGGCAGUGGGGAUGGACAGACCCCAAAGUGUUGCUUCUGUGUAGCGCUGAUGAGAGUGGCUGUCAUUUCUUAAAGGGUUUGUGUGCGUGUCUCUCUACAAAAUAUAUAUAUAUAGAAAUAUAUAUAAAUAUAUGUAACUUAUACAAUGGUAAACUGAAGGAGGGGGAAUCUGUCCCCACCCCACUCAGGGAGCAUUUGGGCUCCUUCUCGGCCCUUCACUGGCCAGACUUCUUUCAAGGAACUCCCCCCCCAUAGGGUCUGGGGGCAAGGCCAGCUGCGAGACACAGGUGUCCAUCUCAAGGUGAGGGUUCUAUCCAUGCAAAGUGGAGGGAGGAUUCCUGCCUCUGGCAGUGGAUGGGCCUUGAUGGUCCCUUUUUAAUCCCAGGCAUCCAAAAAGCUUUCAGGAGUCGAAAAGAGUUUUGUAGCCAUUGAUGAGAAGGAGCAGCUGCCUUUUUCCUCUUCAAGGCUGUCUAGCUGCCUUUCCUAGCUGCUUCCCUGGAGAAGCGCUUUCUCUUCAAGGAGCCUCUCUUGAUGGGCAUCUCACUCCUCCCUGUUCCUUGCCUCCUUCAUGAGCAGGACUCUGGGGUGGCAGAACUCAGUGGAGUUCUGCCCAUCGUGGGGAGUCAGCCCUCUUUGUGUACCAGGGCUGAUGGGAAUAGUUGUCCACCUGGAGGGCACCAAUCUGGGGAGGAUGGUUUUAUGCAGACAUCCAUCACACCUGGAGCCAUGUGUGACUCACUUGGGUUUAGCAAGCCUCCAGGGGACUCAUCACCCCCACAUCCACCCUGCCUCCCUUUUUUCCAGUUCCAUCCUUCAGUGUUUUCCUUGUGGCUUCUUCUUCACUGUUACGUCCUGCUGGUUGGGCAAUGGUAGCUGUGGAGGUGCAGUGAGCCAGAUCUGUGGCCAGCUGGAUGGUGCUGGCUCCCCUCUCUUGGGGGUUCCAAACUCUUAUUCUGCAAGGAAACAGGACCCCCCCUUCCCUGUUACAGUCUGAACAUGAUCCAGGAGUCUGGGCUGCCUGUUGCCACAGAUAUUUAGAGCUCAUGUCAUCAUUGCCUGCUGAGCAUCCUUGGGCAACUGCUGAUAGCCAGGUGCUGCUUCUGCAGCCGCCCUUGUCACCUGAGCAUCACUGAACCUAGGAAGCUGCCUUCUGCCAAGGGAGGCUACCGGUCCAUCUAGCCCUGUAUCGUCCAACAUGAGCCUCCCCCAAGGUGGUGCCCUUGGACGACAACUCCCAUUAGCCCCAGCUGUGUGAUGCUGGGAGCACAGCUGCGCUUGGCUGGGAAGGAUGGAGGUUGUAGUCAAAAACACCAGGCAGGUGCCGGCCUCGAGAGAGGCUGCUCUGCCCCUGGCUGGCAGCAGUUCAGGCAGGGGUCUCUCCUUGCCUUACCUGGAGAGGUUGAAGAUUGAACUUUGGACCAGUGGCCUGGAGGCAGCUGCUCAGGUGCCUGGCUUGCCUGCCUCGCAAUUGGAUGGAUGCAGCAGGCAGCCUGGCUAUGACUUGCUUCCCAGAAAGAGCAGGCAGGAGGCCAGGCUUUCCUUCAGGAAAUCUGGCCCUGUAUCAUGUCACCAUAGGAAUUACCCUUCCCCCGCUCUCACACCAUUUGCUUGGUGGUAGAUGUUCCACCAGGAGAGAUGCCUCUGCCUAGGACAAAUGGCUGUGCCAUGCCCUCGUUGCUGGCUGGGUAGAGCAGAAGCUUUUGGGGAGGGUGGCACAGAGCAGCCUGGAGUCACAGCAGCUGACCUCCUAACUCUGCCCUGCCUGGGCUCUCAAGGGUAUGAAGGAGUUGGGGCACAUUCCUCCUGCAAGGAUGUCCAGCAGGGCUUAUUGGAGCCUCUGUUGGGACGGGUUGGUGCUGCUGCUUACUCUUUCUGGGGGUGUGCAUUCAGGGGUCCACGCCUUUGCCUGCCACACUGGCAAGAGGCAGCUAGCAAGGAAUUGCCCCAGCUCCAGGAAAGACAGGGGACCAAGAAGCACUUGGCAGUCAGCUGCUGCUCAGCCACCAAAGCCAUAGAUGGGGAGGCUGCCUCUGCCUGGCACUGCUCGCAAGAGACAAACUUCUGCCACUGAAGUGUGUGUGUUGCUCAGUUGAUCCGAAGGUUGCAAGAGGCUGUGGCUUUAUCCUCUCCCGUUCCAACAUGUCCAUUGUUUUCAAGUACAUGUAUGUGUGUGUGUGUAUAUAUAUAUAUAUGUUGGCUGUUCUUGAAAUUGUUAUUUUCCAAAAAACCUUUUUGCAUAGUUGCAGGGCUAUUUCCGCAGUGUGGACGGAGGUAGUUGCCUUCUGCUUGCUAGAAUGCCAGAUGCCAUCUGCUUGUAUAAUAUUCUGUAAAUAUUUGUAAUACUGGCUCCCAAAUCCUCCCAGUUUUAUCUCAAAUGGAAGUGGAGGAGAAAGGAGCUAAGUGACCCUUUUUAUUUUUGUAAAUGUCUGGUUCCUUUUAAACACUUGUUUGCUAAGGCUUAAUGGACAGGUGGUGGGAGGCCGGGUGGAUGGGGGGGAAAUAGCUCUGGGGUGGAUAAAUGCACUUUAUGGACUGUACCAAGCUUCACGUGGUGCUGAGGGGGGUUCUUUCUCUCUCUCUCUCUCCUCCCAUUCCCUGGGAUGGCCUGGCUUGUGGGAGUGAAGCACUUGUUGGCCAUCAGCACCACUGAAGCAGUUUGCAAAGCUCGCUUUUGAAUAAUAACCUCAGUGGUGUGAUGGCAGAAGGCCCUCUCUCCUGUCCUGCCCCCACCCUCCAAGCACAGCAAUGGCCCCAGCCAAGCACCUUACACCCACACCCACCCACACACCCAGAACUCAAUACCAUUUUAUAAGCAUCAGGACAGAUCAGGACAUUUUCAAACACAGGCAAGUUGGGAAAGAAGAGCAAGGCAGAUGCCACUCAAAGCUUUUUGCUGAAGGCUUGGGGAGGGGAGGGUCCACCUUUUUGUGCACAUCUGGUCUGGUCCUUAUGGCCCACAAGCACUUUGACCCACAGCUUUCAAACUCUGGGGGAGCACACACACACACACACACACACACACACACACACACACACACACAGAGAGAGUGAUGGAGAAGUCAUGUGGCCCUCCAAGUGAUAGAACCCCAGCUUCCACCAUGGCCAAUAGGUUCACCAUUCCCCCACCCUAUGGCAUUUUUUGCCCUUGCAGCAGAAUUAAAGCACCACUGCCCCUCCCCAGGCUACCAAAGCAGAUCUGAAGUGGCAAAGAAGCAUGGCCCAAGGGGUGGGUUCUGCGUCCUUCCUGAGCUGGCUUUGGAAGGUGAGCAAAAGACUUUGUCAUGGCCACAGUAGAGGAGAGUCCCAUUCUACACAUCCCAGAAACGGGGGGCAGAGUAAGUUAAGGUGGUGGCAUCCCCUUUGGAAGUUUGAGAAACACUGCCUUAAACAAACUUUGCUCUUUGACCUUCAUGCUCAGCCAUGCAUUGUUGAACCCACUUAAUUUUUUACUUUCUCUUUGUAUGGCGCGGGACAGUUGUGGUAACCUGCCCUGGAUGAGGUGAUGGCAAGAGUACUAGAUUCUGACAUAGCUGAUUCUAAGAUCAUGGUAGGGAAGCAUCAGCCACUGUAAUCCAACCCCUAGGGGACAGGGGCCACCAACUCCCAGCCCAUGACUUGAGCCUCUUGCAUGGUGACAACCCCUCUCGAUUUGGUAAACAGCACGAGAGGCUCCCAGCCACAUAGGACUCUGGGGGCUCCCUAGCAAACACUGCCUUAAUCAGCUGCUACAGGGACUUCAAGGCAGCUUGAAAAGGGGAAGGAAGCACUGUGAAGUGGAGAGGCCCAAUGACUGCCAGUUUGCAAAUGAUGCUGCUCGUUGCAGCCAAGGCCAGAGAGGGGCAGCAGGGUCCUUGGCCUCACUCCCACUCCCCAAAGCUUUCCCGAAGAGCGACACAACCAGGAUCCUGGCGGCAGAACCAGAAAAGCAGGAGGUGCUGCAGGAAAGAGAGUGUAAAAUGAAGGGUUUGGGAUAGGCACCACCUGAGAUUCCAGCACUGUAACUCCCCCCGACCCAUGUCUCUGUCAGAAACAUGAAUGUUUAACAUGGUAAAUUAUUGCAUUAAAGAGAG
Molecule: messenger RNA, 23819 nt
Organism: Podarcis lilfordi (Lilford's wall lizard)
Lineage: Eukaryota; Metazoa; Chordata; Lepidosauria; Squamata; Lacertidae
Source: the annotation of a GenBank genome assembly